This is a messenger RNA of Suillus paluster, 2316 nucleotides long. RefSeq lists its product as uncharacterized. The record is from RefSeq and is a predicted model, not a curated record. The coding region runs from base 1 to 2316 and encodes 771 amino acids. NCBI's taxonomy places the organism in Eukaryota, Fungi, Basidiomycota, Agaricomycetes, Boletales, Suillaceae. The transcript has 11 exons.
AUGUCCAACCAAGCCGACAAGUCCAUGGCCGAUCUCAAGGAGAUCACUGGCCAACUUCUCGUGAUCGUCUGCGCUGCCCAACAAAUUCCCCCUGGUCCAAGUCACUUCACUCUGGCGACCCAGGCAAGUGAAUUAGUGGCAAAGGCAGUCCGGGAUCAUGGUGACUCAACAUGCCUUCCCAGGCUCGUCUUGUCUUGUUCAAGAGAGUUGAUCCAGACCCGCAACUGUUCUCCACAGGAGGCCCUGAACUGGCAGAUCAUCGGCCAUGACGACCCUCGACUCAUGCAGCACAGCUGGCGCAGCAAGGCCCUCGCCUGGCAAGCCUUGGGCGACCACUUGUUUGAUCUCGCACACGAGGUCAAUGGUGGUGACACCGACAAUGCUCCCAGUCCCUCGAUGAGUGUGGAUGGUGAUGCUUUGGAGAAGGGGAAAGGGAAGGUGAGGGAAGUGGAGCCGGAGAAGGAGAAGGAGAGGGAGAAGCCAAAGGAUGAGCAGGAGAAGCUGCACAGGAAGUGGCCUUUCUCCCGGAUGUCAAAGCCAGUCCCAAAGUCGGCAAUGAAGAUGCCGAAGAGGGGGAAGUCGGGGCAGGAACAAAAAUUGAGGGAAUCAGUGGAUUCAUUGGACAAGGAGGAGGAGGACAGGUCGUCGAAGCCCCGCUCAGACACACCAUCGGUGAUUGUCACUUGGCGGGUUUCCCCUGCCCAACCAUCAAGGCCCUCUGGGCCUCCCCAAUCCCCAGGCUCUCCGAAGAAGGCCCCCUUCAGCCCUGGAAUGACACCUCCGCUCAUGCGCCCUGACAUCCCUGAGUCGUCUCAAGCGACUUCUGAGAGCCUGAGGGAUGUGCCCCCAGUUGUGGACGCCGGGGCCAUUCUCAUUCCCAGACUGAACAACCCAUGCAGGUGUUGCAUGCAGUAUGAGCUGCUGUGCACCACCAGGUUCAAUAAGUGGAAGGGCACGGCCCUCAUGUCAUGUGUCCUGUGCACUACAAAGAAGGUGAAGUGCAUCUCAGCACGUCUCGGGACCCUUGCCGCCACCACUCAAGGACAGUCUACUGAGCGGACGAGGGCCUCCUCGACAGGCCCAUUGACCUCCCAGUUGACGGUGUGGACCCGAAGCCAAUCCUGGGGGCCGUCGGUAGCUCUGAGUGAGCCUCGGGGAAACCCACCCAAGCCAUGGUCCUGGGGCCAAAGCAAGCCCUCGGGCUCAGCGACGAUGCCCAUCCCCCCUGCAGCUGUCAUUGCAUCAUCAAGUUCGGCUGCCACCCAUGCAGUCCAGGACCUCCCAAUCCCAGACCUCCACUGGAUGUCAAUGGCAAUUCGCAAGAGUGCGAAUCGCAUUGCAGCUCUGGAAGCUUGUGCCUCUGAACAGGAGAGCACAAUUGAUAUGCUCCGAAGGCUGCAUGAGAGCCUUCGACAUUCUCCUCCCGCCACACCUUUGUCUCUACUCCUCGAUCAAGCCGCUCCUGGGUUGCAGUCCCAUGUGCACUUGGCACCCUUGCCGCUCAUCGACUUCAGCACCGACUCAACAGGCGAGGAAGCCUCCACCAUCGUUGCCCCGGUAAUGGAGCCAACAAUCCUGCCCUCUCAGACUGAAGCGGCAUUGGACCCUGCAACUGCCAUUGCAUCGAUGGUUCCCAUCAAAGCAGUUCACAGCCCGGCCGAUGAUGGUGUCUCCACCUUCGCAUCAGCCUUCGCACUUCCGGGCCCCCCGGCAAUGCACCCCAACCCUUUGGAGACUCCCAAGGAUGGCCCAAGCACCACUGAGAUUGUUGAGCAUGGGUCACCCCUCAACCUCCUUCCGGAAUAUGAUUCUGGUGAUGAGCAGGACGCCGUGAUGCAAAUAAUUGUAGAGUACUCAACAAUCAGUACUGCAUACCCACCAUUAUGCAAACCUCUGAGCCCCGCGCAUUACUUGAUACUCGGUGACCGGUCCGCAAUCCCCAACCCUCGGUACCCGGUACUCAGUUCUUGGUACUUGACCCUCGUACUCAGUUGUCAGCCCUCGGUCCUUGAUCCUCAGUACUCGAUACUCGGUGCCUGGGUCACCAUCCCCAACCCUCGGUACUCAGUCUCAGUACUUGACCCUUGGGACUUGAUCCUCACUCCACGGUUUGCCAUCCCCGAUCCUCAGUACUUAGUAUUUGGUACAUGGUACUCCAUUGGCCAUACUUGGUACUCAUGGUUUGCCAUCCUUUAUCCUCGGUACUUGGUCCUUCAGUACUUGAUCCUCGCUGCCCAGUUCGCCAUCCCUGAUCCUCAGUACUCAGGACUCGGUACUCGGUACUCUGUUUGCCAUACUCGAUACUCAUUUAUAUGA